Babesia ovata is the source of this 2937-nucleotide messenger RNA. RefSeq names its product CMGC DYRK PRP4 kinase. The transcript has 5 exons. Gene Ontology annotation, biological process: mRNA cis splicing, via spliceosome; peptidyl-serine phosphorylation; peptidyl-threonine phosphorylation. NCBI's taxonomy places the organism in Eukaryota, Apicomplexa, Aconoidasida, Piroplasmida, Babesiidae. Bases 1 to 2937 code for a protein of 978 amino acids. The record is from RefSeq and is a predicted model, not a curated record. Gene Ontology annotation, molecular function: ATP binding; protein serine/threonine kinase activity.
AUGGCUAGACAUCGUUCUCACAGGGGAGAGUCGGUCGACCGCGAUUCGCGUGAAUCGCGUCGCCACUCGAGUCGACAUCGCAGGCGUAAUAGUUCGCCAUCAUCCCGAUCAAGUGACGAAGAUCGGUCAGCGUCAAGGUCAAUGAGUCGAGGUCGACGAUCGGGAAGAAGACGGUCCGACCAUUCCGUCCGUCGUCGUGACGAUAUGCGUUCCGAUAGAUUUCUGGCGAGGACAACUCACUCCGAUGCAUCAGCGAAACAACGCGCCUUCGUCCAGGAGGACUCAGAUGAUGCAUCCGAGGAGGGUGAAAUUGUGGAGGGCAUCGUCCUGGAGGAAGAUGAACAGGACGUGGAGAAGUUUCUGGAACACCGAAGGCGUGAGCGUCAGAAGCUGAUGGAAAGGUUGACAUCCGAGUCAAGGCGUGGUUCAAUUUCUGCAACGUCUUCCAUCGCACCCAACGACGUUUCUGCUGCAGCUGCUGUCCCUGACGGUAAUAUACUGAAUGUUAAACCCGAAAAUUCUCAUGAUAUUAAAGAGUCCGUCGUUAUUCAAGUGCAACAACGCCUCGCUGCCAGUGGUUGCUCAAUUACUCCAGAGCAAACGGAUGGUGGCGCCGGCGUGUCGUUAUCGAGGCCUUCGGAAGAGGAUUGUCUCGGUAAUGUUGAUAAAACGGCGACAAAUGUAUCUGAUUUAAGGCACCCGAGCGUUGAAUUGGCUAAUGACCCUUCGAAGCAUGAGAGCGUUCCAACUGCUGCCACCACAGUGUCACCAGAGUCUAGACCCCUGUAUGGAUAUCGCGCGCUUGCUGUGGCUUCGAAUGAUGGUGACCAAAAUAAGGUUAUUAGUGCCAACAACACGGAAGGACGUGGAUCUUCCCCACUUACCGGUAGCGUUGGUUCGCAGUCUGUGAGCGUCAACCCGGUUGGCACAGCUGAAACUUUGUCACGGCACAUGUCACAGGAAACACCGGAGCGUCCUCAGAAAAGGCGCAACCCUUUUACUAUGUUUUUGUCAAGACUUGCUUCGCCGCAGCAAAAUGCGUUGGUGGAGCCUAGCAAGCCGCCUGCCUGCCCCAACUUCAAGGUGCUCUGCACCGAGGCGGCAAAUGGCGCAACUUCAAUGCAGUCAAAUGAAGCUAUGGAGAAUGUUACAAAGCAACACUCAGAAGCAAACGUCGUGAAGAACAAUACGUUGAUUCCCAGCAAUUCAACACCUGUGGACCAUAACAGUCUCCCGUCAUCCGACAAGCAGGAAGCGGUAUCCCCCAAAGUGGAACCUACUAAUGCGAUACCUGCAACCGAUAGCGCCGUGAACGGUGCUACUGGUGGUGCAGCGCGGACUGAAAACUCGGCUGAAUCGGCGGAUGCAUCAUUAGGCCAAGGCAAUGCCCCGAUUGUGUCGGUUGAGAUGACAGUGCCACGUCCGCCGGUUUUUGCGAUGUCAUCGGAGAACCUUGACGAAGGCCAGAUAUCAGACUUGACAGUGUCUGAUAUCGAUGAAGACGAUUCCUACCCCGCAGCUGCUCCCGAAACGGCGCCAAAGCCGUCCGCAUCCGCUAUCAUGAACGCCCUACAGAACGAGAUCAUGGAGCAGAAAGUAAAGCUACGUAACAUGAUGUUGAAGAUGCGCGAGGAACACAAGUCCGGUUUGGAUGAGGUGGGCAUUUUCGUUGAAAACGAAUAUGUUUUACAGGAUGACACGGGUGACGACGAUAACUCCACCGCAGCGCAUGACCCUUCUGGUGCGGAAGGGUCCGACUCCGGCGACGAUUCCGACGAUGAUAUGGACAUGUUCGCCGAAGUGGAUGAAGAGACUAAAGCAGCCAAAGAAGCCUCUGCUACCAAAAAACGCAAACGUCCGCGCCGCGCCCCUGCAGUCCGGGGCCUGAGCGACGAAUGGAACGACGCCGAAGGAUACUACCAGGCCACCAUUGGCGAGGUUUUGGGCAACCGUUACCGCGUAGUUUCUGAGCUCGUAGGAAAGGGAGUUUUUUCGUCAGUCGCAAGGUGUUUUGACAGUGAGUCGAAUGUACAUGUAGCCGUUAAGGUCAUCCGCAACCACGAGAUCAUGGUCCGCGCCGCUGAGAAGGAGAUUGGUAUUUUGCGUCGCCUCAACGAGAGCGACCCAGAAGACCGCAGGCAUAUCGUGCGGUUGCUCGGCCAGUUCGAUUACCGCGAUCACCUGUGCAUGGUGUUCCCGAUGUUUUGGGGCAACCUCCGGAGCGCGUUGCGGCUCCACGGCAAGGGCCGCGGCGGUUUCAGUUUGCCGUACGUGCAUUCGUACACACGACAGCUAUUCAUCGCGCUGCGCCACAUGUGGCGCAACAGCGUGAUGCACGCCGACCUGAAACCGGACAACAUUCUGGUCAACGAGGACUUCAGCCGCAUAACGGUUUGCGACCUGGGCAGCGCCAGCGACGUCAGUGAGAACGAAAUCACCGCAUACCUGGUGAGCCGGUUCUAUCGUGCUCCAGAGAUCAUCCUAGGACUUCGGUACGACUGCAAGAUCGACGUUUGGAGCGCUGCUGCCACGAUAUAUGAGCUUGCAACUGGCGAUGUCUUGUUUGCAGGUCGGACGAACAACCACAUGUUGAAACUGAUGAUGGAGGUGAAGGGCAAGGUGCCUAAUAGGCUGAUCCGUACCGCCCAGUUCGCGUCGCAGCACUUCGAUGAGAACAUGGAUUUUGUCUAUGUUGCGCGUGACCCGUUCACGCGGAAGGAUGCCGUGAAGCUGCUGCGCGACCUGCGUCCGACCCGCAACCUAACCGACUCACUCCUCGAGCGUCAGCCGUGGAUCAAGGCCAACUCCCCCAAGAAGGACGCCAUGGUGCGGAAGAUGCGUCAGCUGGGCGACCUGCUUGAGCGCUGCCUCGCGAUCGACCCCGCCAAGCGUUUGACACCAGAAGAGGCAUUACAGCACCCGUUUAUAAGGGGUUAA